GAACGAUCGAAUCAUCCAUUUUGAAAACGUUUACGGCCAUUGUACAAAAUAGAAACAACGUCGUUUGCUUGAAGGUCACACAACAAGGUUGAUAAUGGCAAGUAAUAGCGAUCACAAAGAUACGGUAGUAUGGGUUACAUAUUCCAAGAAUUGUAAAGAAUCUGAUAUUAAACGCCACUUAACUUCUAAGUUUCCGACGAAACACCGAUUUAUACGUAAAGGAGACAACAACGCUGUGAUACUUUUUGGAAACCCUACUGAUGCGGAUGAAUACAUAAAAGGAGAAAAGAUAUCACCACACAAAAUCAAAUGUGACACGGCUAUUGGGGAAACCAAGGCUAUUUUUACGAGUGUUGUAAUCGACCUCGUGAAAAAACACAACACUACCAUUUGUGACACUGGUGUAGAGCUACGAAAUCUGGGGAAAAAAGUGAAACAACCGGCAUUUGCAAAAGGCACUAUCAGACAACUACAGAAAGUGGAGGACAUUUUAAGGAAGAAACAGAAAGUAUCUCCAAAUGUGCCGGAAGUCGUGCCUGGAAGUGACAAUAAGGUUUUUGAACAUUUUAAAGCAACGGUUCAUCCCUGGGCAGCCCACUCACUUACCAGGGAUCAAACAGAUAUAAUAGAAAAGAAAGUUAAGGGAAAUGUUAACAUUGACUACGGUACCAAUGGAUACGUCAUUGAAACUACAAAGUUAGAAGCUCUUAUCGAAACAGAGAAAUUGCUGUAUUCGAAUUCAGUAGAUAAUGGAGUUACUUGUUCUAAUGAACAAGACCAACGUCGAAAGCCGACAAAGGGAGAUGCGGUCGAAAAGAAGAUAGGGGCCACUAGAAGAAAACAUGAAAACGGUUUCUCGUGUACUGAAGGUAGCAACACCGGCGCAUCCAAGAAAAGGACCGUUAAACCCGCAAGUGAUAUGACAGGCCUGAACAAACACUCUAAGCCUGGACUUCCAACGCACUCACACUCACCACCAAUAUAUACUAAAUCUACUUCGAUAAACAAGAAAACAGAUGUAAAGAAACGAGGAAAAUCUAAUAAUGCAACAAAAAAGGACGAGAUUGAUGUAAUGGUGUGCUUGGAAAAAAUGCACUUGAGUUAUAUCACCGAGGAAGGAUUACAAAUAUCAAUCUAUACAGGAGAUAUUACCGAACAAAAAAGUGAUAUUAUCGUCAACGCAUCCAAUACUAAGUUAAAACAUGUCGGUGGAGUAGCGCUAGCAAUAGCUAAAGCAGGAGGUCGAGCCAUUAAACAAGAAUGCGAUGCAUAUAUUCGAAAAUAUGGUGACUUGCAGACUGGUAAAUAUAUCAAAACGUCUGGUGGAAAUCUCCGGUGUAAGCAUGUGAUUCACGCUGUUGGUCCUAUUUGGAACGCUGAUGACAUGGGGGAUCAACGACAUUGCAUUGAUUUAUUGUACAACCUGCUAUUGGACAUAUUCAAAUACUCGUCAUUUCUUCGAGCCAAGUCUCUAGCGACUCCAGCCAUUAGUGGAGGUAUAUAUGGUAUGCCCCUUGAAACGUGUGCAAAGGUUUUCCAUCAAGCAGUGAAUGAGUAUUCAGCAAAGCACAGUGGAAAGGCUUCGUUGAAGGAAAUCACGAUACUGAACCUACACGACGACGCGACGGCCACAUUCAUCUUAGAAUUUGGCGGUGCAUUCACUGGGCAAUCUCCCACCAUGUCAAAACUAUCCUCCGAUGCCAGUAGUUCGAGUUUGUCACCGUCGAGGCCAUUACCCGCAAAACGACCGGUAUUCAGUGGGGAUGGAUGUGUACGUGAUCACGAGACAUACGAUGGCGCUAUGGAGACGACACCGCCAAUCAGUGGUUCACACGCGGCGUCCAAUGCAUCUCCGAAGGACAUCUCGCCAGCAAACUCUCUCACUGAGAUUGCCAUUGAUGCCAGAAAUAAAGGCGACUGUGAAAUUUGCGCUGAAAAUGACGUUUCUCUGAAAGCUAUGAACUGUUGUCAGAGUACUAUAUGCACGGAGUGUUUCGCACACCAUUUUGGAAAUCAUGGGAAGUGUCCAUUUUGUUCAUUGAUAGUGUUAUUGAAACGUGGGAACCAACCCAAAGGGUCCAUGAAAUCUGAAAUAGACGAUGAAUCCCAUCUUCCCGGAUAUGAUAGAAAGGGCACGAUUACAAUUGAAUAUUACUUUCCAGGCGGAAAACAAGGGAAAAACCACCCAAACCCAGGACAAAAUUAUUCUGGUACAAGUAGACGAGCUUAUCUACCAGCUGAUAGAGAUGGAAAAGAAAUUUUAGAACUACUGGAGAGGGCGUUUGAUAAUGGUUUGUUAUUUACUAUAGGGAAGUCAGUGACUACUGGGAUGGAUAACUGCGUUGUAUGGAAUGAUGUCCAUCAUAAAACAAGUAGAACAGGAGGAUCUGCCAGUCAUGGUUACCCAGACCCCACGUAUUUAUUCCGAGUUAGAGAGGAGCUGGCAGCAAAAGGGAUCAAGUAA
This is a messenger RNA of Saccoglossus kowalevskii, 2464 nucleotides long. RefSeq lists its product as uncharacterized. The record is from RefSeq and is a predicted model, not a curated record. Gene Ontology annotation, biological process: Notch signaling pathway; protein ubiquitination. NCBI's taxonomy places the organism in Eukaryota, Metazoa, Hemichordata, Enteropneusta, Harrimaniidae.